This is a messenger RNA of Doryrhamphus excisus (bluestripe pipefish), 3695 nucleotides long. The record is from RefSeq and is a predicted model, not a curated record. NCBI's taxonomy places the organism in Eukaryota, Metazoa, Chordata, Actinopteri, Syngnathiformes, Syngnathidae.
UGAGCGUAUAAAAAGACGGACUCUUUCUGUCUGAAAAAAACAAAAACCAACCAACCCUCUGGAAGCACAGGACCUUCGUUUGCACCUCACCUUAUCUUGGAUUUGUAAGAAGCCUCCAAGGACGCAAGAUGCCACUUUCAAGCAGCUCCACGUCCUCCUCCAAGAGCCUCCGCAGGGCGGCAUCCGAGCUGGAGAGGUCGGACUCUGUCACGUCCCAAAGGUACCUGGGAAGACGGCAGAGCUUGAUCGAUGACGCUCGGAAGGAGCGGGAAGCCGCCGCCGCCGCCGCCGCCGCCGAGGUCGCGGAGGCCAGCGAGCAGAUUGUCUUCGAGGAGGACGACGGAAAAGCCCUCCUCAACCUCUUCUUCACUUUAGUCAGCAACAAGACGUCCGUCCUGUCGAGGACGCUGAAAGUUUUUGAGACAUUUGAAGCAAAGAUCCAUCACUUGGAGACGCGGCCGUGCCGCAAGCCGAAAGACAGCCUUCACCGCUUGGAGUACUUUGUCCGCUGUGAGGUUCACCUCUCAGACGUCAGCACCCUCAUCAGCUCCAUCAGAAGAAACGCAGAAGAUGUCAAGACCACCAAAGAAGUCAAAUUUCACUGGUUUCCAAAGAAAAUAGCAGAUUUGGAUAAAUGUCACCAUCUGGUCACCAAAUUUGAUCCAGACUUGGAUCAUGAUCAUCCUGGUUUCACAGACCCAGUCUACAGACAGAGGAGAAAAAUGAUCGGCGACAUCGCCUUCGGAUACAGACAUGGCGAGCCGAUUCCAAGAGUGGAUUACACAGAAGACGAAAUCGGCACAUGGCGGGAAGUCUUCUCCACUCUGAGGGACUUGUACUCCACCCAUGCGUGCAGUGAGUACCUCGAGGCCUUCUGUCUGCUGGAAAAGCAUUGUGGGUACAGUCCAAACAACAUUCCUCAGCUGGAAGACGUGUCCCGCUUCCUGAAAGAGCGUACCGGCUUUCAGCUGCGUCCGGUGGCAGGUUUGCUCUCAGCGAGAGAUUUCCUCGCCAGCUUGGCAUUCCGGGUAUUCCAGUGCACCCAGUACAUUCGACACGGUUCCUCUCCGAUGCAUUCCCCGGAGCCCGACUGCGUCCAUGAACUUCUCGGCCACGUCCCCAUGUUGGCCGACCGCACGUUUGCCCAAUUUUCCCAGAAUCUCGGCCUGGCAUCUCUUGGCGCUUCAGAUGAAGACAUUGAGAAACUAUCCACACUCUACUGGUUCACUGUGGAGUACGGCUUGUGCAAACAGAAUGGAGAAGUGAGGGCUUACGGUGCUGGACUACUUUCUUCUUAUGGAGAGCUCGUGCACUCUCUUUCCGAUGAACCGGAGACCAGAGAGUUCUGUCCGGAAGUUGCAGCAGUGCAGCCCUACCAAGACCAAACAUACCAACCGGUCUACUUUGUAUCCGAGAGUUUUUCUGACGCAAAGGAGAAAUUCAGGACAUACGUUGCCGGUAUCCCCCGCCCCUUCUCGGUGAAGUUCGAUCCAUACACCAGCAGCAUCGAGGUCCUGGACAACCCCUUGAAGAUCCAAGGAGGCUUGGAAGGAGUGAAGGAUGAGCUGAAGAUGCUGACAGAUGCCCUCAGUGUUUUGUCCUGAGAACGUACCAUCCCGGCGUGCGGGGACGCUGUCUUCAUCUGCUGCCGUUUGCGUCCUCUCUGCCUGACAUGUGUCAUGAUCGGUUCUUGUACGUCUGCUUUGGUGCUGUUUGGGUAUCGCUAUCGUCGUGGCUGGCAACAACCGCUAAAACCUCAAUGUCGGCGUUCUAGAUGAUGUUUCCAAAGAUGUUCAAUGCCUGUCUUGGUGUUUAGAGGCAAUAGCGCUCAUCCGGGCUGUCAAAGAAAUUGUGUCAUAACGGUAGAUAAUUAGGAAAUAUUAUUUUAUUCUUUAUUAUUUUAAUCACAUCACAUCACAUUAUAAUCACAUUUAAACAUAAAUAUGGACUCCAAGCAUCAUUGGCGCAACUUGGCUCGUGCCAUUACAUUCCAGUGAAUUCCAAUAGGCAGAUUGUUUGUGACAUUUGGUUCCACUUGGUAGACACAAACAUUUUUAAACAUUUUGAAAUGUUCUUGCCUCCAAACUCAAUUUUUGCCACUGUUAUAAGCCACCACGAGCCAGUUGGAGCCACUGCAUGCCACUAGGCACCUUAUUGGUGACACUGCGCGCCACAGCAAAUUGCAUUGGCGCGAACUGGCGCGAACCGGCGCGAACUGGCGCGAACUGGCACCAACUGGCGCCGGCCCAGUGGACUCCAAGCAUCAUUGGUGCAACUUGGCUCGCGCCAUUACAUUCCAGUGGAUUCCAAUAGGCGGAUUGUUUGUGACAUUUGGUUCUAUUUGGUAGACACAAACAUUUUUAAACAUUUUGAAAUUUUCUUGCCUCCAAACUCAAUUUUUGCCACUGUUACGGGCCACCACGAGCCAGUUGGAGCCACUGCCUGCCACUAGGCACCUUAUUGGUGACACUAGGUGCCACAGCAAAUUGCAUUGGUGCGAACUGGCGCCGGCCCAGUAAACUCCAAGCAUCAUUGGUGCAACUUGGCUCGCGCCAUUAUAUUCCAGUGAAUUCCAAUAGGCGGAUUGUUUGUGACAUUUGGUUCUACUUGGUAGACACGAAGAUUUUAAACAUUUUGAAAUUUUCUUGCCUCCAAAUUUUUGCCACCACGAGCCAGUUGGAGCCACUGCAUGCCACUAGGCACCUUAUUGGUGACACUAGGUGCCACAGCAAAUUGCAUUAGCGCAAACUGGCACCAACUGGCACCGGCCCAGUGAACUCCAAGCAUCAUUGGCGCAACUUGGCUCGUGCCAUUACAUUCCAGUGGAUUCCAAUAGGCGGAUUGUUUGUGACAUUUGGUUCCACUUGGUAGACACAAAAUUUUUUAAACAUUUUGAAAUUUUCUUGCCUCCAAACUCAAUUUUUGCCACCGUUACGGGCCACCACGAGUCAGUUGGAGCCACUGCAUGCCACUAGGCACCUUAUUAGUGACACUGGGCGCCACAGCAAAUUGCAUUGGCGCAAACUGGCGCGAACUGGCACCAACUGACGCCGGCCCAGUAAACUCCAAGCAUCAUUGGCGCAACUUGGCUCGUGCCAUUACAUUCCAGUGGAUUCCAAUAGGCGGAUUGUUUGUGACAUUUGGUUCUACUUGGUAGACACGAAGAUUUUAAACAUUUUGAAAUUUUCUUGCCUCCAAAUUUUUUCCACUGUUACAAGCCACCACGAGCCAGUUGGAGCCACUGCAUGCCACUAGGCACCUUAUUGGUGACACUGGGCGCCACAGCAAAUUGCAUUGGCCAAACUGGCACCAACUGGUGCCGGCCCAGUGGACUCUUUGUUCUCUUUCGCCACUCAGUUUCAAACCCAUUCUUAAGUUUAGAGCUUGCUAUGCUAGCAGUGGCUGUCUCUCGUGUUAGCAGAGAUGUGGUGUAAACAAAGAAUAGCGGGCGUGUAAAGGUGACAAUAGGGGGGGGGGGUUAUUUCAUGUCGCCAACGACCAAUUAACCCCCAUCAAGGAGGGGCCAUUGUAGUUGCUAUUGUAGAUACUAAAAUCUAAUUUCAGUGCAUCUAAAACAAAAAUAAAUAUAUGAUAAAUACAGCUUGUGGAUUAUGUGUUACGGAUUGAAAACAGUGGUUUAUGUAUUAUGUAUAUAUGCAUCUUGCUGUCUAAAUAUGCGAUUAAAAAAAGUCAUU